AUGCCACUCGACCUCAAGGUGCGAGAGGUGUGCCUUAUCGAGAACACUAGAUUUACUGGCGCGACAGAGUAUCUCCCAGAUGACAUAAGUCUUGAAAGACCUACCCCUCCCCACCUUAUGCUUCACCCUGCUGAACGUCUUACGUUCCCGGCGCAGUUCCUGGUGAGCCAAGAUGAGGUGGAGCGGUACCAAUCCGAGCUGCCGACGCAUGCAAACCAUAUAUUCACGGAUGGCAGUAAGCAAGAAGACGGCACAGUCGGGGCAGCCUUCGUCAGCUACUGCCGGGGACGCAUAGUCGCCAACAGGAAGUACAAGCUGCACAAUUGCUGUUCGGUUUUCCAGGCCGAGCUCUUUGCCUUACUGCGCGCUUGCUCAUGGGCUGCCACACUCUGCGACACCCAUACUUAUAUCUACACAGACUCCCGCUCCGCCAUAAAAGCCAUCCAGGAUCGCAGCAAUACACACCCUCUGGUCGCGGACAUCCAUCGAACAGUGCAUGCGAGCUCUGGAACCGUACAAUUUGCUUGGGUCCGGAGUCACGUGGGCAUAGAAGGUAACGAGGCGGCCGAUGCCGCAGCCAAAACGCGGCCGGUCUCCACAAGGCCCCGGCUUACUGUCACUACCCGAUAUCUUUUGUGA
This is a messenger RNA of Pararge aegeria (speckled wood butterfly), 639 nucleotides long. RefSeq lists its product as uncharacterized. Gene Ontology annotation, molecular function: nucleic acid binding; RNA-DNA hybrid ribonuclease activity. NCBI's taxonomy places the organism in Eukaryota, Metazoa, Arthropoda, Insecta, Lepidoptera, Nymphalidae. The coding region runs from base 1 to 639 and encodes 212 amino acids. The record is from RefSeq and is a predicted model, not a curated record. The transcript has a single exon.